CGUUGUCUGCACAAAUAUUGUGAGUUCUGGUGAACGCGUACGUGCCUUUAAAUAUGGCUUCAAAAGUGUGAUAUGUAGUGUGCUGUAUGAUGGAUUUCUAAUGUUGUAAACAUGAUCAGCGUGUUUCUUUAAAGAAAAAGUAUCUUCAAGUAUAUUAAUUAGUGCGCUUUGGGAUAUUACAGUGUUAUUAUUGCCAGCUGUUUAUAUUUUUCAUCACAUGUCAGCAAGUUUGGAUAGUGGAUAUUCUAUCUUCACAGGAAAAUUAUAAAGGAUGUGUGCAUAAAAAUGACUUCCCUGAAAACAGAGUGCAGAAAAUUUUCCCCGAAUAUAUUCAAUAAAAGCAAAUGUCAAAAUUGCUUUCGAGGAAAAGAUGCACAUUCAUCAGAGGCCCUGGAAAGCAAUAGGGCCACUCGGAAGGUGUGCUGUUGUGGGUACUUGUUUGUUGCCCCGGACUGGGAUUUCUCUUUACCUGCCAAUCGAAAUAAGCGGUGGCAGAGAAGAUGGUUUGUAUUAUAUGAUGAUGGAGAGCUGGCAUACUCUGUCGAUGAACAUCCUGAGACUGUUCCACAAGCUGUUAUUGACAUGAAUUGUGUUUUGGAAGUCGCUGACGCAGAAAACGUGACUGGCAACCCAUUUGCAUUAGCUGUGACAUGCCCUGAUAAAGUUCAUUUUAUCAAAGGCAUGAGCAAAGAUGAAUCAAAAAAGUGGUUUGAAGUCUUGUCAAAAUUUCCACGAAAUACAGUUUGUGGAAAGUACAAAAGAAACGCUACAUUUCCCUGUAUUAAAUCAACAACUGUACCCAAAUUGGAUAGUGCCUCCACUAAUAUAUCUAACAGAAGAGAUACUGUUGAAAUAUCUAAUUACUCAAAACAUAACGGCUAUGUCAACAGCUUAAAUCGGAAUAAUAGGAAUCAGAAUUCUAGUGUGCACUUUGAUCCAGAUGAUGAUGUUUUUCCAACAAAAGACACAAGUACUUGCUCUAAAGUUAAACAUCUUGAAAAUAUGCAAGAUAAAAAAAAGGAAGAAACAUCGUCAGUUCAAAGUGAAACUACUUCUACGAGAAAUUCACUGCAGGAAAAGGGGAAUACAAAAUCAGAGGACAUUAAGAAGUAUUUAAAGCAAGAAUCUAAAGAUCUGAGAAAACCCCACAGUCGCUCUGAUGUUACAAAAAUGAUACCUUCUGUCAUUGAGGACAAACUGAUUGUAAAGCCAGACUGGAAAAAAGUUUCUCUAGAACUUAACAAUCCUGAAUGUAUUGGGAAAAGUUUUCACAAUCCUGUCUAUCUUUUGAUGUCAGAUGUACCAUCAGGGAAGAAAAUCGAUUCUUAUGAAAACUUUUUUAGUCGAGAGAAACCAAGAUAUUUAAGACGCCAAUCUAGUUUUGGAAAGAAAAGUGAUUUGCAAAACCAGAUAUUAUGGUCUGAAGAAAAAGAUGAGGAACUUAAGAAUAGAACAAUUCACAAGUCAGCCUCUGUUCCAAAUGCAGUAUUGAGAGAAGACAAUAAAAUUUUUAUGAAUGGAACUAGUAAGUCCUUACAGGACAAAUAUUCAACUGACAGUAAAAGCCAGUCAAAGUCUACUUUAAGUCAAAUUCGGGGAGAUCCAGAUGGCUGCAAUUUAGAUUCUUUGCCAUCAUAUUGUACAUCAACUGCUGAAUUUGUUGGAGAUCAAAAUAAUGAGAGUGUAUUCUUGAAGAAAGGCUGGCUUGUGAAGCAAGAUGAUUGCAAAUGGAAUAAGUACUGGUUUGUUCUCAGAAAUUCUGCACUCACAUUCUACAGUGAUCCUAUAGCUGAAGAUGCUGGCAUUUUGGAUGGUGUAGUAGAUCUCAGGAAGGUUAAAAGUGUUUCUGAAGUCCAAAGCAGUAGUGGGCACACAUUUUGUGUUUUGAUGAAAGAUUUCUCAAAACUGUAUCUGUCAGCAGUCACAGCAAAAAUUCGAAACAAUUGGAUCCGGGCUAUACUUCAAGCAGCAAAUCUGAAGUCAAUUUCAUGUGAUGACAAUACUCCAAAAAAGAAACAAGAUGUGGACUUGAAAUCAAUCGAUAUUCCAAAAGAAAAUACUUCCAAUUUAAUUUUUCCUGAUAGUUCUGUUUCAAGUUUAGAUUCUGAAAAAAGUUGUUCCAGUUCAAGUUCUAAAACAAUUGUUGAAGAUGAAUAUCCUGAUAAUAGAGGUCCUAAAUCAAUGGCAUUGCCUCCUUCACCUCCUCUUGCUCGUACAGCCAUUUCUAGAGUUAAAGAAAGAGCCAAAACACGUUCCAACUCUCGUACAAGAUGUUCUAGAUUCCGUUCAACCGAAAUCAAUGAGUCAGAUCAUAAUUAUUUGGCAGACAGUGAUGAUGGGACCACUGAUCAUUCAAGUUCAAGUCUUCCAAAUUCUGCUGUUGUGAAUACUAAGGAAAAAAGGAACUCUAAAGAAAAUUCUUCCAAAUAUUCUGAAGAAAAAAGCAGGCCUGAACGACGUAGAAGCUUUAGGUUAUCAAAUUUGGAUAAUCUUUCACUCCAUGAUGGCAGGAAAAAAGUCAUAGAUAUAAAAGAUAAACUAGAAGAUUCUUCAUGGACCAUAUGGUUAGAUAUUUCAAAAUUUUGUAAAGAAGUUGAAUCAAAGUUAGAUGACAUUGAAGAAAAGAGUCCAAAAAAUGGUCCUCAUUUAUCUGGAGAUCAAAAGAAAGAGAUUAGUAAUUUAGUUACCAGUCUUGGACGAGUAGAAGACCGUCUUCACAAAGUUCAGAAUGAACUUGAAAAAGCAAAAGUGACAUUACUUAUCAACAAUAAAGACAAUGAUUUAGGUUUGAGUUUAAAUAAAGCUAUUGCUUGUCAUUCAUUGAAACAAGAAGUUUCUAAAUUAAGCGGUACAUCAAAUCAGAAUGUGCUUAUAGCACAACAAUUAAAUAAAGUCCGUGAAGAAAAUAAGAGAUUAAAAGUUGAACUGAAAACUGCUCAAGCUUCGUCUGAUGAUUUUGAACUUCAGUGUAUAUCUCUAAAACAGGCAAGUGACCAAGCAGAUAAGCUUCACCAAUCCCAGAUGGAACUUAUGGUUGCUAGGGUAGAUGACCUAACUAGCAAACUACUAGCAUCUGAGAAGAAUGUUAGGCAGCUAAGGCAAAGGGUGAUGAAAUUAGAACAGCGGCAAGAACGGAGAAGAAGUUCACUGAAAGGAAAAGAAGCUCUUAGUUUGUCAAAGGAAUAUGAAUCAAAGCUCUCAGAACUAGAACAAAAAAUAGAUGCAGUAGAAGGUGUCUUGAAAAAUUCUGAUUGUAUUUCUGUUGAUAUUUGCAAAGAUAAAGAAGAAAUAAAUAGAGAAUCACAGAGCUUACUAAUGCGACUACACAAUUUGGAUAAAAAAGUAAAGGAUGUAGCUGAAACUGUAUCUUCACCCCCUGAGGAAGUAAAAUUAAAACAGGAUGACCUUCCAAAACCCAAAAUUCGCUUACAGGUUAAUUUGAAUGAAAAUACACCCCAGGACACUAAUGAAGAUUGGAAUUCUUUAUCUUUAUCAGCGAGUAUGACAGAUUUAUCUAAUGCUGAUAAAGAUGAAAUUUGUAGUGAUGAUCCUCUAUCAUUAACUUUUAAUGAUUGUUUGGAAAGCUUAGGGCAUAAAGUAUCAUCAUUAAUAUCUUGGUUAAAAACAACACUGCAACUUCUUUAUGCGCAGGGUAAUGUAACUUCUUUUCAUUCUUCCAAAAUGGACUUUAUAAGCUGUGAGGCUGCUGAAGAGCUUGGUAAAUUAGUUCAGGCUCUAGAUCAUGUUACGGGUAAAAUGGAUGAUCCAUCAGUAAUACCUCAAGAUAUUACCUGCAUUGUCAGUAGGUUAUUGUAUAAUAUUAUUUUGUUACAAGAAGUAACAAAUGUAAUUUUUAAAAUGAACGAUUUUGAAAAGUACAAAACUGCCGUAUUAGUGCAGCACUUGAACAGAGUCAAACAGGCAGUCAUAGGUAUUGAGCAAUAUAUACAACAGAAGUCUAAUCCUGUCCAUAACAGUGUACAGAAAACAAGUUUGUGCAAUAUAGUGGCAUGUCUGUUGUUUUAUAGAAGUUCUUGUAAAGAAAUAAUGGACGUUUCUGACAUAAAAGAUUUAUUUGAAGAUGUAGAUAGUCAGAGGAAAAAAGUGUGCACUGUUUUAACUGAAUUCAAAGGAAAGUUCAUGGAAAGGUUUUGUACAACAAUUUUAGAACUUUCUGAGGAUUCUAUGAAUGAUAAAAUUUCUCCAAAAUCAACAGACCAAAAAACUGAUCUGAGGCCUCUUGGUCAAAAGCAGUUUCUUUCACACAUUAGUCAUAUAAUAUCCCAAGUAUCACAAUCAUUCAUUGCUCAUAUUUCCAAGUCAUUAAAUGAAGUGUAUUUUUUAUGUUCCAGUUUUCAGUAUAGUGAGAAAUGGACUGAAUAUAUAUGUAAAUUAUUGCAACAGGAACUAAGUCUUUUAUCAUCAGAAAUUAAAAGUAUCUGUAUAAAAAAUCUGGAAAAUAGUUUCUUUUCAAGUAGCAAAUGUGGUGUUCUUGUCGAAUAUAUGCAUUGUUCAAUAUCUGAACUUGCACAGCUUGUUUCGAUAAUUACAGUUAUAGAUGGGACAGUUAUAUUAAUCAAAGAUGCAAUUUACAGCGAUAGUGAUGUGUCAAAAAAUAUAAUUCAGAAUAAUUUUUCAGGAGAUAAAGAAGCACUCAAUACAUUCCAUGAAAAUUUACAGCAACGAUCUAUGAGCAUAAUGUCAAAUCUUCCCUUGUACAGGUUUCCGAAUGCAUUCUUUAGUUUAUGCAACCCUAAUGAACUAAAUGUAGCUCAUCGAAGUGUCUCUAGUCUUUUGUGCUUUAAGCAAAAGUGGAAACAAGCUAUUGAAAAUGAAAUGAAAGAACAUCAUUUGCAGCUUGAAAAGCUUACUGCAAAAAUUUCUGAGUUACAAGCUGAGCAAAAGAGACGAUUAGAGGAAGGCUGCAAAUCUUGUAUCGAGUUGAGGCAAGAAGUAAGUUACCUCCAGGCUGAACUCGACGAAAGCCGAACAUUAGCUCGAAGUGGAACACUCUGCGAGAAAUGUCGUAAUUUGAAACUUGAAAUCCAGCAUCUGAUGGAGCAACAUGAAAAAGAUCUAGCACUUGUGGAAAAGUUUGAAGAACAAGAAUUACUAUGGAAAGAUCAUGUACAGAAUAUUAUGCAAGAGAAGGAGAAACAAUUCAGUGAAGAAAAGUGGAAACUGGAAAAAGAGCUGCAGUCCGCUCAAAAGAAUUUGCAGAAAAUAGAAAAUAAGUAUGAUGAAGAAAUACGAAAUUUACAACACAUGUAUGAACAGAAAUUACAGCAGAAACAUGAAAAUAUACGAGAAGAUCUUAUUAAACUGAGAUACAGCAGUGAGAUAGAGCAGCUAAAGUCAUUGUGUGAGAAAGGCUUAUCAGCAAUGGAUGCUUCUCAUAAAAAGAUAAUAUCUGAAUUAGAAAUGAGGCAUCAAAAAGAGUUAGAAGACUUAAUGGCAGAAAGAGAAAAAGCACUAGCAGAUGAAGCACAUGCCACUGCAAUAGCUUUAGAAGCUGUAAGAAAAGCACAUUCGGAAGAAUUACAACGACAAAUUCAAAAAUUCAAGGAUGAAUUUGUACUUAAAAUGAACAAAAGAUUUGAAACUGAAGCCUUCAAAAAAUGUUAUGAGUCAGAUAUUGCUAGUGUUAAAUAUGAAAUCUUAUCUAUGACAGAGAAAUAUUCAGUCAAAUGUUUAGAAAAUGCAACAUUGCAUGAAAAAUUAGAAGUUAUGACUCAGCAACUUAAAUCCACAACAACACAGGUAGUGGAAUUACUUGCAAAAAACCAGCAAUUACAAGCUCGCUUGACUUCUGGUGCAGCUCAGAAACAAGAAGAGUUGCUGUAAUUAAAUAAUUUUAAACAUCUGGUGCAAACAAAAUUUUUUGCUCAUGAAAUGCCUGAUAGAUUGCUCACCAAGUAAUUUGCUUGGUAUGCCAAAUCUUACUAAGAUCAGCUGAACUGUAUAUUACAUCAUGCAUCAGAUCACUUGUAAUUAAAUCACAUUGUUGCAUUAUGUCAUUCUAUAUAUAUAUCUGCAUUAGAAAUUUUAUUUCUGUAAAAACAUUUUGUAUCUUUGAUUGAAAUGCCAUUUGUAUAUAUUAAUCAUACAGGAUAGAGAGUUUUAUAAUGAAAUACUGCAUAUAACUAUUAGUCAAUAUGCUCUGUUUGCAAAAAAUAAAUACCUUGUUUUAUUUCACAUAAUUUAUGAAAUAAAAAAAAUGAAUGAAUGAAAAUUACAAAACACAAGUUAUUUUAUGAAGAUUUUUUAAAAUUUUCAGUUAAUUAAAAUUAUCAUUUUUCAUAAUGAGAUUCUAGUAUUUUUCAAAAUUUUCUGAUAAUAUGAUUAAAAUAAAACUAUUUUUGCAAAUCUCAGCUUUAUUUUGAGAGGUGAAAGCAGUUUGAAUCAGCACUCUAUAAACAUAAUUUUUGAAGUCUUUCACCCCUAUCUUGUUACUGAUCAAAAUUUAAGACUAUUUUUGCUGUUGUGAUUAAGAUAAGAGUAAUGAAUUAAAUUUCAAUGUGUCCGAUAUUUGUUAUUUAAAUAGUAAAAUAUAUUACAUAUGUGCUAGUUUUCUGCACACAUUUUUCUUGUAUGUAAGAAAGGUUAGGUGUUAACUGAUUCAAGUAUGUUUUUAUAACCUAGACAAUGCUGUUGCAUUUUUGAUACAUACAUGUUAUCCAUAGUCUAAGAAUAAGAAGUCAAAUACUUAGUAGGAUUUCUCAAUCUGAAGUCGUAGAGCUUAUGUUAAUCAAGACUGAAGCUAAUAUGUAUAGUUAUCUAGCAAUGUAAAUUUAAAAAUUACAUCUAGUGAAAUAACUAGAAGGCUGUUUUUAUAGUUAUAUUUAGCAGCUUUUUCGAGAUUGCUGACGAGUAUGAAAUAUAUUUAAUGCUCCAAGUUACAAGAAAAUAUAAAAUUGUUAAACACCAAAUAAAAGUGUAUCUCUAUGUAAACUAAGUGUAACAUAUUGUACAGUUUAAACUAAAGCAAUAAAUCACAGACUAGCCAUAAGUGACUUAUUUUUGUAGCUAAUAAAUCAUAUAAUAAGAGAAUUUUAUGGUUGUUAUGAGAAACUGUUGUUGGUUUGUAUAUUUUAUAAAUUAAAGCUUAUAAUUUUAGAACUUGUACAUAAAGAUCGAGUACAAAGAAUAAUAAAAACUUAUCUUACAAAA
Stegodyphus dumicola is the source of this 7170-nucleotide messenger RNA. RefSeq lists its product as uncharacterized. Gene Ontology annotation, molecular function: actin filament binding. NCBI's taxonomy places the organism in Eukaryota, Metazoa, Arthropoda, Arachnida, Araneae, Eresidae. The record is from RefSeq and is a predicted model, not a curated record. Gene Ontology annotation, cellular component: actin cytoskeleton.